AUGGCUUCCAGCAACAAAGUGAUUAAGUCCAGUUGGGCGGAAGAAGUUGAAUCGGAAAGUGCAUUAACGCCAGUUUCAAGCGAGGUUUUCGAAAACAACGUCAAAAUUGUUACCGAAUUCAAAGUCUUGGACAAUUCUAAAAAAGUGAAAAUUGUACGCACUUACAAAAUAGAAAAACGGAUUGUUCCAAAAUCCAUCGCUCUGAGAAAAACUUGGAACAAAUUUGGCGAUUCUGCUAAUGAUAAAUCUGGUCCGAAUCCAGCCACAACUUUUAUAGGAGAAGACGUUUAUAUGCAGUUCAUCUCAAGCAAAGAGGAAGACAAAAAGAUUGAUGAUGGUCUUGACAAGCUGAAAGCUUUGGGAAAUAAGAACGUGGUUAAAUGUCGUAGCUGUGGAGGAGAUCACUGGACCUCAAAAUGUAUGUUCAAAGACACCUUUUUGACUAACGCUAACUCAAAUGAAACAAAGCCAACUGCCGCCGAGACCAAAAAGUCUGAAAGUUUGAAGUACGUUCCUCCAAGUUUAAGGCAGGGCAAUACCAAAAGAUCUGAUAACACAAAUAGAAGAGACGACAACUAUCCAGCUAUUCGUAUUUCGAACCUUAGCGAGUCAACAACGGAAGAAGAUUUGGCGGAGCUGGUGAAACCAUUUGGGUUUAUUCAUAAGCUUUUUUUGGCAAAAGACAAACAAACUGGUCUCUGUAAAGGAUUUGCUUAUAUCCAUUUCAAAUAUAAACGUGACGCAGCCCAAGUUAUAGCUAGGCUUGAUGGACACGGCUAUGACCAUCUAAUUUUGUCCGUCGAUUGGUCCAGACCACAAGAAUAA
Ceutorhynchus assimilis (cabbage seed weevil) is the source of this 825-nucleotide messenger RNA. Lineage: Eukaryota; Metazoa; Arthropoda; Insecta; Coleoptera; Curculionidae. The record is from the annotation of a GenBank genome assembly.